GAGAAGGACGAAACAUAAGGAAACGAAACAAGAAGAAAAGAUAAUAAUAACAUAAAGAACGAGAAGGAAUCAGAAACCAAAAACAGAAAUUAGACAUAAGCGUGAAGAAACUUAAUAAAAAAAAAGUAAUCAACUUCCACACGUAAAAGUAAUCAGUAAGAAGGUAAUCCCUGCCUUAUAUCCUUAUAUUCUUAACUACACAUCAGCUAGAUUAGUCGAAAACGAAGAUAAAGAUAAGGAAUAUGGUAUAACCGAUGAUAAAUGAUAAGAAAGGGGAUUUUGAAACAGGUAUGGAUACAAAAAGCUAAGUACUAAUAGAUGAAGACAAAUAAUCUAAAGAAAAAAAAGGGAUAAGUUGAAUAAAAAAAACAGAGAAUAGAUAAAGACGAAAUGAAUAAGUAAGACUUGGAAUAAAAGGGGAAAACAAAAAAGAAUAACAAAGGAAGACAAAAGAAAUACAUCAUUUUAAUACAACUUGAAAUACAUCUCAUUCCUCAGCGAGCAGGAGAUUAACAAUAAAAAAAAAAAAACACUAUUUAUUUGAAUUUCACUCGGCAGAAGCAAUUUCCUGAGGUCGAGUGAGACUGAAAGUGAUUGGGAAAGGAAGAAACUAUUUUAAGCUUCUCGAAAAGGAAAAGAAAAGGAAAAAGAAAAAGAAACAUAUCAGAAGACAUAAUUCAAAAAAAUAUCAAACCUAAAACCAAACGAAGAGACAGAUAACUUCAAAACAACUUUAUUUUAUAUACAAACCAAUCCACGAAUAAACCAAAGAAAAACGGAAAUAAUCCCCCAGAAAAAAAUAAUAAGACAACAAGAUAAACCAAGAAAUAAACACAAGAAGAUAAAUUUUCUUCGGAUUCUGAAAUAAGUUCGUAUCCCGCGAAGAAAGAGCAGCCGCAAAGAUGUCGAAAGUUCAGCGCCAACUCUCCCCUAACGGAGAUCCUGCACCUGGCUUUACGAAGACUUUUCAAAACCGCUUGAUUCUGCCUCUUGGGAAUUUCCAAGACCGGCUCGUUUUGCCCCAAAGAUCUCGCGAGGUGACCUUCACCGUGCCCCCCACCGUGUCCCCGCUGUCCCCCCGCCGCGCCCUCGGGGACUGCUCGCCCCUCUCCCCCCGUCGGCUGGGCUCGGGCGACACCACCCCCGUCGGGAGCCAGGCGGGGAGUGAGUAUGGGGGGGACUCCCGCACCACCACCCCCUCCCCGGGGCUGCUCCGAGGGUCGUUCACAGACAUCCCGGCUGUUAGUGGAGCGGCGUGCAGUCUGGGCACCAUAAACCCUGAACUCUACAAAACCGACGAGCUGGAGGGUGAGUACGACCAGUACCCGGACGACCACAUUGGGCGCGUGUGGCUUCAGCUGGAGUACUUCAGCGACUCCGAGAAACUCCUCGUUAACCUGAUCAAGGCCAAGAACCUGCCGAGUCGUCUCAUCGGUUCCAUCAAUGCGUGCGAUCCUUAUGUGAGGCUGUACCUCAUGCCGGACGAGCGCCGAUAUCUCCAGACGAAGACGCGGAGGAAGACCUGUAACCCGAGAUUCGACGAGACCUUCUGUUUCCAGUCAGCUGACCCUCACACGGUCACCUUAGUGAUCAUACUAGACGAUGGCUAUAUACUAUAUCGAUGGGAAGCUGGAGGAACAGAGCGCUCAAACCACCUUCAAGAGACUUGUCGACCGAAGACAAUACGCAACACACCAACAAAAGCUGGCAGGGAAGGAAAACGAAUGAUCCGACGCGACCUUGAGAGGGAAGUUAGCCUAAGUCCUCGCCAACUUGGACAACUCGAACUUACCCUCUGCUACAACGACAACUUGGAGCGGCUCACGGUCACCGUCGGGGCGGCCAGGCAGUUAAAGGUGGAGGAUGACCGGUCUGACAAAAAUGAGUUUCAGGCCCGAAUUGCUCUCAUGCAACAGACCAAGGUGACUAAAACAAAGAAAACGGGUGUAGUGAAAGGCACAGACUCGCCUUCCUUCUACGAGAGUUUUAACUUCAAGGUGGCACCAGAUGCCCUCGAUACAACUGCAGUGUGUGUUACUGUCACUGUUCGGAAAAAAAUCUGUGGAGCCAGAAUGCAGCCUGUAAAACUCCCCAUUGAUAUAGAGCUCACUAUUUAA
Penaeus chinensis is the source of this 2117-nucleotide messenger RNA. RefSeq names its product synaptotagmin-15-like. Gene Ontology annotation, molecular function: phosphatidylserine binding; calcium-dependent phospholipid binding; syntaxin binding. Lineage: Eukaryota; Metazoa; Arthropoda; Malacostraca; Decapoda; Penaeidae. Gene Ontology annotation, biological process: cellular response to calcium ion; regulation of dopamine secretion; calcium-ion regulated exocytosis. Bases 903 to 2117 code for a protein of 404 amino acids. The transcript has 11 exons. The record is from RefSeq and is a predicted model, not a curated record.